UCACGUUUUACAGUUUCAUAAGAACGGUUACCGGAGCUUGUAUAACAAGAAACUUUAAAAAUCAGCUCCUCCUCCCUCUUACACUUGCGCAUCAGUUAGUCCAAAUGCAGAGCAAUAGGAGGUCGCAUUGAGAUCUCACCUUUCCCUUAUUUACUGGAACAUCCGGAAAGCAGAAGAACUGGAGAAUCCAAUUAAACAUAAAAAUGUGUACGAGUUUAAUUGACAAAUUAAUUUACGCCUUUGCGCAUGUGUGUUUAUUAAGUUGCAUAGUACAAACUGGUCAUUCUCAGCGUCAGGGCAACACUGGAGCGGCAGCUCUCAGACAAACCAUACAAUGGCAGCACAACGGCAAACUCUUUAGUAUAUUAAGUCAAGGCUCGGAAUAUCAACCACCGUUAAAACGAGAUGGAAACAAAGAGCAGACGCAAGCCAGGCCGAUAGCCAUCGUUCGCAAUGAUGAUGCGGCUACGAGAACCGACGGCUCAGUUUCUUCUUCUUCUUCUUCUUCACGACCCUCCCAGAGCCGCGGGUCCGCGCGUUUUCCCUCAGGUAUCGGUGCGCGCGGUGGUGCCUCGCGCUGGUUAUCAGGUGGCGAUGGAGCGCGCGCCAGAGGAUCACACGGCCGCAGGAAUCACACGGAUCAGCUCCUAACAUCGGUCAACGACACCGACAGAACCGCGCGGGACGAUGAUGUGAUGGUCGGAGAUGAUCCUUACAACCCAUACAAGUCUACUGACCCGGACAACCCGUAUUAUAACUAUUAUGACACGUACGAGAGACCCCGUCCUGCACAGCGCCCGGGAUAUGGCACAGGAUACUUCCAGCAUGGUUUGCCUGAUCUCGUGGGAGACCCAUACUACAUUCAAGCAUCUGCCUACGUGCAAAGAGUUCCAAUGUACAAUCUCAGAUGCGCCGCUGAGGAAAACUGCUUGGCAAGCACUGCAUACAGGUCCAGCGUGAGAGACUACGACACACGUAUGUUGCUGAGGUUCCCGCAGCGAGUCAAGAACCAAGGUACCUCCGACUUUCUUCCCAGCAGACCGCGCUACACCUGGGAAUGGCACAGCUGCCACCAGCACUACCACAGCAUGGACGAGUUCAGCCAUUAUGACCUGCUGGAUGCCUCUUCUCAGAGAAGAGUAGCAGAAGGACACAAGGCCAGUUUCUGUCUUGAGGACACGUCCUGUGACUACGGCUACUACCGACGAUAUGCCUGCACCUCCCACACUCAGGGUCUGAGUCCAGGUUGUUACGACACUUACAAUGCCGACAUUGACUGCCAAUGGAUAGAUAUUACCGAUGUGAAACCUGGAAACUACAUCCUCAAGGUUAGUGUAAAUCCCAGUUACCAGGUGCCAGAGUCGGACUACAGUAACAAUAUUGUGCGCUGUGAUGUACGUUACACCGGAAACUACGCUUAUGUUUCAGGAUGUCAUAUUUCGCAGUAUUAAGAAUCUACUAAAUCAGGAAUAGGGAAAGAUCAUCAGAAAUGAAGUUUGAUUAUAAAAAACCUGCGACAAAGUGAACAGAUAAAUGGACGGUGGUCAUGGGCCACUUUCCUGUUUGUGAGAGCCAAUAAUCAGCAGGGCAUUUUAGUGUUGACUAUGCCACACAAUAUAAAAACCUGAGGCAGAAGUACAGUUUUACAGUGAAUUGCAUUAUUAAUUUUUUUUGGUUUUGUUUUUUUUCUUUAAAAUUAUUAAACAAAAACAAUGUUUUUAUAAGUGUCCAGGGUCAUAUUGUGCUGGAUUCUUCCUAAAAAUUGGAUAAAAUGUUGGUUAUACUGCCAGAAACUGCCAGUUUGCAGAGAUACCACACAUUCCCCAAAACAUUCAGCAUCAUUCUCUCAGACUGAUCAAAUAUAAAAAUUAAACCUUCAGAUGUUGAUCCACACUGGGGUUUUUACUUAAAACAUGCUUUUUUUUUUUUUUUGCUAGAGCGAUGCUUUUGUUGUGUAUUCCAAGUAGAUAUUUAUAUACAGAUACUCAUAUUACUGCAACACGUUUUAUAUAUGAAAUGAAAAUUACUUGAAUAAACUUCACACUCAGCCUUA
This is a messenger RNA of Megalobrama amblycephala (Wuchang bream), 2053 nucleotides long. It is a transcript of the gene loxa, whose product is annotated as lysyl oxidase a. Gene Ontology annotation, molecular function: copper ion binding; protein-lysine 6-oxidase activity. The transcript has 8 exons. NCBI's taxonomy places the organism in Eukaryota, Metazoa, Chordata, Actinopteri, Cypriniformes, Xenocyprididae. Gene Ontology annotation, biological process: peptidyl-lysine oxidation. The record is from RefSeq and is a predicted model, not a curated record. The coding region runs from base 204 to 1451 and encodes 415 amino acids.